UCCGAACUGAGUUGUUGUUAUAAUUUAUAAAUAGAUGCUUAAUCAUUUUAGUAUUUUAUAUAAUCGGAAUAUAGAACGUAUAUUAUAAUAUUAUAGGUAUAUACUCGCAGUAGGUGGAAAAUAUUAAAAAAAAACACAUAAAACCAUUACUUUCUCUUAUAAUAAUCUGCAGGUAUGAUGUGUAUAAGGGUGACCAUACUUCAAAAAAAAAAAAAAAAAAAAAACAGGACACGUCUUUUUUGUAAUGAGUAAAAUACAGGUAUGUUGAUUGUCAAAACACGAAACAAUGUACAAUAUUUAUAAAAUUAAUGUAUUAUAAAUACUACGAAAAACUGGACAAUCCUGUUGUAUGAUCACCCUAGUAUAAUAAUUAGGGCUGGGAUUUUGAUGCAAAUGCAUUUUUUUUCUAGUGUUUCAAGAUGUUGCUCCGUAAGUAUAAAAUUUGUUUUGGGUGAUGCUUAUUAAUUUAAAGUAAUUUUUAUUUUGCAUUUUUUUGUCAAAAUUAACCUUAAAUGCAUUUUUAGGGCAGUUUUUGAGAUUUUCUAGGGCAUUAAAAUCCCAGCUCUAAUAAUAAUAACAUACACAUUAUUAAUAUUAUGAUGCAAGCACAUCACAGCACACGUGUUGAUACACUUUAUACAUCAGAAAAUAUAUCAUAAUACUCUUCUGGCAAUUCAUUAUUGUUUAAUCUCGACGACCGAGACAGUUUGCCUGGAAACAUGGGCCGGGAUGAGUUACGUCUAUUUAAGUGCGUUUUCACAGCAUCGUUUGAACCACACCUAAUGUACAGAAUAUUUCUCGAUUACUUAUAGUCCACAGUACCAUAAUGUGUUAUUAUUAUUAUUAUUAUUAUUUAAUUUUAUGACCGAACAAAUCGGUUUGUUCAUCAUUCGAGUUCAAAGUGUGCAGGCAAAACAACAUUAUAUAAUAUUAUAAUUAUUGUUUUCACCAAAUAACAAUAUGGAAUUUGAUAACGGUUCAAAUGGCUUUCAAAUACAAUCCAAUCAAUUAAAUGAAGCGCCUUUGAAGAAAAGAAUCAGAUCGGGUGCCAAUGCUAGAGAACGAGACAGAACUCAAAGUGUUAAUUCAGCAUUUGAUGUACUACGGGCUAUGAUACCCAUUGAUCCUCCAGACCGCAAAUUAUCUAAAAUAGAAACAUUACAGUUAGCCACAAAAUACAUUAGUCAUCUGUCUCAGAUCCUAACUCCCGGCAAUGAUAGUGAACAAGAACACAGUUUCUACGAUGUAUGUAUAUUUUGUUUGACAAAUAAAACUAAUUCUUGAAUAGCAUACAAAAAACAAUCCUUACAGAUUUCACCAAUAUGUAUUUAUUAUUUUAUAAUCUAUAUCAUAUUAUGUAUAUUUAUUUAUAAUUUUUUUUUUAUGUAUAAAUUAUGUGAGUAAUAUAGUUAAAGCUAAGUAUAUUUACAUUUACAUUCAAAUAAAAAAAAAAUAUACUGUAAUUGUCAUAUUAUAUACAUAUAUUAGGUAUGUGCACAAAAAUUUAGAGGAGAAACUAAAAUAAACCAAACACCAAAAAACAAAACAAAAUCAAAUAUUAUCUGUUACUGUAAACGGUCAUGUAACAUUGGGUAAUUAUUUUUAUCUCCAAAAAUAAAUUUAAUUUAAACACUACAAUUUAUCAUUUUAUGUACUAUACCUUUAGAUAAAUUACUUACGUAAUAUUUAUAUGUAUAUGUAUGAUUAAAUUUUAAACUAAUUAAAGUUAACAAGAAAAAUUGUUUUUGCUGCUUUAAAAUAGCACCAUAUUUUUGGUAAUCAUUUCUAUAUUACAUAGUUAUUGAUAAAUAAUAAAUAAAUAUAGUAUAAUUAGAGUAGUAAAUGUACUUUAAUAGUUAUAAGUAAUAUUAUUAAAUACCUAGCAAUAACAUAAUAUUUUUUUAUUACACAAAGGUUAUAAAAUGUUGAUAGAAAUAAAUUAAAUUUAACAGUUCUAAUAAAUUGUAGUCAAUAUUUUUUUUUUCAAAAUUACAAUGAGUUGUGAAUCAUUAACUUUUUUUCACUACAGGUUAUAAUUAAAACAUUAUCAUAUC
Molecule: messenger RNA, 2054 nt
Organism: Aphis gossypii (cotton aphid)
Lineage: Eukaryota; Metazoa; Arthropoda; Insecta; Hemiptera; Aphididae
Product: transcription factor 15-like
Exons: 4
Coding region: 961-1284 (107 amino acids)
Biological process (GO): regulation of transcription by RNA polymerase II; developmental process
Molecular function (GO): DNA-binding transcription factor activity, RNA polymerase II-specific; protein dimerization activity; RNA polymerase II transcription regulatory region sequence-specific DNA binding
Source: RefSeq, a predicted model, not a curated record